This is a messenger RNA of Dermacentor silvarum, 1163 nucleotides long. Its product is annotated as elongation of very long chain fatty acids protein AAEL008004. NCBI's taxonomy places the organism in Eukaryota, Metazoa, Arthropoda, Arachnida, Ixodida, Ixodidae. The record is from RefSeq and is a predicted model, not a curated record. Bases 124 to 966 code for a protein of 280 amino acids. The transcript has a single exon. Gene Ontology annotation, cellular component: endoplasmic reticulum membrane. Gene Ontology annotation, biological process: fatty acid elongation, monounsaturated fatty acid; very long-chain fatty acid biosynthetic process; sphingolipid biosynthetic process. Gene Ontology annotation, molecular function: fatty acid elongase activity.
UGCCAUUAGUGUACAAGACCGGGCAGAAGAAAGAAGCGCGUUUCGGAACCGAGAUCGAACAGGCUGCGAAAGUGAGUGUCGUCCUCGUCAAUAAUCUCGGAGUGAGUGAAGCACGAAGCAGGCAUGGCUUCUUCGGCAACCCUGACAGCGGGUGACAGCAUGGCCGCCGAACCGUUCCUGAGACGGGAUCCCCGCACCAUCGACUGGGAACUGGCCGGAAAUAAGCAGUUUCUCAUCAUCCUGUUCGUGGCGUACGUCUACAUCGCCAAGGUGGGAGGGCCACGGUUUAUGAAAGGACGCAAGCCGUACGAUGGCAUCAAGCCGCUCAUCAUCGUCUACAACGCGGCCAUGGUCCUGCUCAACUGCUACUUCGUGGCGGCCUUCCUCUCCAAGUCAUACCUGGGAGGCGGUUACAACCUCCUCUGCCAAGGCAUCAACUACGAGGCGCACGACGAGGUUACCAUGAGCGUGCUCACCCUCUGCUGGUGGUACCUGAUGGUGAGGAUCGCCGACUUUCUGGACACCUUCUUCUUCGUGCUCCGCAAGAAAGACUCGCACAUCUCCUUCCUGCACGUCGUGCACCACAUCUUGGUGGUCUUCAACGGCUGGUACGGGCUCGCCUACGGUCCCGACGGCCAGAUCACGUUCGGCGUCAUCCUCAACAGCUUCGUGCACGUGGUCAUGUACAGCUACUACUUCCUCUCGCUGCUUGGCCCGUCCAUGCAGAAGCACCUGUGGUGGAAACGCUACCUCACCCAGCUCCAGCUCGUCCAGUUCGUCAUGAUUUUCCUGCACACACUGAUGCCGUUAUUCAUCAGCUGCGGCUACCCGAGGCCUCACACCUACAUCAUGCUGUGCGAGCUCGUCUUCUUCUUCGCCAUGUUCGUGCGCUUCUACCUGAAGGCCUACAUGGACAAGGAGGGUCCCAGCAUAAAGGGCGAAGCCGUCAAGAACAAGGCUCACUAAAAUUGCUCUGGUUUAGCCAGGGGCGGGUCCAGGUUUUUGUAGAGAGAGCUACAUUACGCCAGGUUUUCGCCUCUUCGCCGUCGCCGCACAUUUAGCCGUGGCUGCACUGUGACGUCACACCGCGGCCCUCGAUUCUCCAGUAACUCGGCUCGUCACGGUCGCAGCGCGGCCGGGAGUGACUAAAUCCCCACCAGAAC